AUGCGAUUCUUCCUCCUCACCAUACUCGCAACGCUCUCUUUGGUACUGGCUUUACCUACCCAUCCAUCCGAAAGGGAAACAUCCCUACUUGGUAGAUUCACUUCAUCGUUAUUUGGUAGACGAUCGAUAACGCUCAAUGGUUAUGAGACUGAAGACGAACAUUCACCACCGCUACCUCGAGAUCAUGAUCAAGACGAGAAUAGAGUAGAAAGGCGGUACAAGACCUCGUCGAGGUACCCGAGAUGCAAAAAGAAGACUCCAAGGACUGGGUUCGCCCAUUAUUCAGGAUGGAAAAUUGUUGGUAAUGAUUUGAGUGGUGCGUUACCUGUUUCCCCGAGGGAUAACUGUAUCAAUCUAUGUAACAACUAUGGCGAUGCUUGCGGAGCAAUCUACUUCGACGAUAAAUCCUAUAGAUGUUUCCUCAAAGGUGUCAAGACGGAAAGUUGGAAAUUUGUAGAAACGAACAAUGAGGGUGAUGCCGUGGACUUGGUCGGAGGUUGUGCAGCUUGGUCAGAUUUGGUGCCAGAGGAUAUGGAUGAUAUCUGUUGUCGAGAUUGA
Kwoniella botswanensis is the source of this 558-nucleotide messenger RNA. RefSeq lists its product as uncharacterized. The record is from RefSeq and is a predicted model, not a curated record. The coding region runs from base 1 to 558 and encodes 185 amino acids. Lineage: Eukaryota; Fungi; Basidiomycota; Tremellomycetes; Tremellales; Cryptococcaceae. The transcript is spliced from 4 exons.